Molecule: messenger RNA, 2156 nt
Organism: Halichondria panicea
Lineage: Eukaryota; Metazoa; Porifera; Demospongiae; Suberitida; Halichondriidae
Exons: 2
Coding region: 188-2053 (621 amino acids)
Source: RefSeq, a predicted model, not a curated record
AUAUUCCUCACAUACAGAUUACUGAUAGCUGGCCAAGCAGUCAAGCAGUUAGCUUGCAAACUAAAGUAUUGUGCAUUUACCUGUGGAAGGUGCAGCUGUACAAACUGAACACUUAUGCUCGAUUUGACCAAAAAUAUCUUUGAUUGGUUUCUCUGCUAUAGUACAAAGAAGAAACGCAAGAAAUCUUAUGCAAAUGUGCAGAAGUCAAUCUAACAGCAUUUUUCGACGGUGGAUGGUUUGGCUGGUUCUCCUAGGCGGCUUGGGAGCAGUGGUCUGCUCAGCCUCAGACGAUGUCGUAUUGCAAGGCUCCUUCAUUGCAUUUACAGAUGCGAAUAUAUUGAAGGUACCCUAUCCGAGUGAUCCUGGUGAACUUCCUAUCACCCAGUUUGACAGAUCUUCAACUGCAAGUCUCACAAGCCCGGCUGCUUUGUAUGACAAUGGUCAAGCAUUGCAAAACAGCAUACUAGAUGAGCAGUACACGGUAGUUGUUGGCUUGUUGUCCCUCGAAAUCUUCAGGAAUAUUUCAACAGGUUCACUGCUGGAGCAUGUGGAUUCAUGGUCCUACCCUGAUGGUCAUCAACCAACAAAGCUUUUGAAAUCAGUUACCAACCCUGAAAACUUCUUUCUUACAUUCCAGGGCCACCGUCCUUUGGAGUUUGCUAUUGAUAAUGGGGAAAUUCAUUCUAUGCAGUCUGGCAUCGAGGAGGCCGCUCAAACUCUCUCUACACUGUUGCCUUCAGUCGACGAUGAUAUUUAUGCAUUAGUAGUAUCCGGUAAUCAAGUUCGAUUAUUCUCCGUGUCAGAGCAAGAAUACAAAAGAACUGUUAGCCUGGCUCCCAACUGCAUGCAAAUAACCAAUCUCUACUCCCUUCCUGCAAUCCCACAAGAUAGAACAGUGACCUUUGUGGUUAAGUGUAUUUCAAGUGGAGGUCAAGUUGUCCAAUACCACGUGAUUGCGUCAUAUGGCACCAAUGCCCCUCUGGAAUUCACUGCCAUUGAACUGGGGUUUCCUAUUGCAUCAAGUACUUUCUUGGCUGUACGAAACGAAAGUACUCUCACUGUUUAUAAUCGAAUGCACUUGACAAGCGGCGUCCCUCAAUCGCAUACUUUCGAUCAAGAAAUACAAAAGGUUGUCGUUUUCGAGGCACAAAGCAGAACAAUAUUGUUGGUUUAUACGGCUGUUAUUAAUUUAACGCAGGUCGAUGCAUCAGAUUUGUUCUAUGCUGUGCCUGGGGCCAUUCAAUCUAUUCCGGGGACUCUACAAGAUUCGUCUAAUUCUCCCCAUAUGAUUGUCAACGAUGGAUUGGUUGUCGUUGCUAGGAACAAUCAAAAAUUUGAUAUGGUGGCUCUGACAAUGGACAGUACUACCUUUGCUCUGGUAGAAGCAGCUCGAGGGGUAGGGACAAGCCAAUCUCCUAGCUUUAUAGCAUUUGUACCUGAUCCAAACAGCCCUUCUGUAGUGACAGAUGAACCUACUCAGUCCCCUCAGACCACUACCGAUGAAGUUUCUCCAACUACAGCCGCUCUAACUACCGAUAAUCCAACCACAGCUCCAACCACAGUUCCAACCACAGCUCCAACUACAGCCAAUCUAAAUCUAUGGAUUAUAUCGGUGGUGAUGGUGGUGGUGGUGGUUGUGCUUGUUUUAAUUGUCCUGGUUUUGCUUGUUUUAUUUCUAUUAUAUCGAAAAUGGAAGAAAUCCAGUGGAAAAAAAAACAUACGUGCUCGUAAGGACACAGGGAAAGCAACAACUUCUGCUCCUGUCUUUGGCCAAAACAGUCAUCAGCCUGUCGAAGAAACAUGCGAUGCUGAAAAUACAGUAGUGAUUUCGAUUGACCAGGUCCAUGACAAGGCUACAACCUCUCCUACCCCGAAAUAUGUCUUGGUAAGUUCUGCAACUACAUCAGACCAUGGAUACUACUCGGCUAAAGCAACCCCUCUCUCGGUGCGUGGUGAUCUCGGUGAUCCCAACAACUCCCUGCAAUCUAGCCGAAGUGAUGUCUCUGUGGCGGGGGUGGACAAUAAUAGCCUACAAGAAACCACGUCUCUGUAAAGACUGUAUUUAUUUUAAGAGUAUUUUAUUUAUGGUGUGAGUGGUUGUGUGGUCAGUUAGUAGGAUGAUGAAAUGUAUAGUGUAAUUAAAAAUUCAUUGUUGA